Molecule: messenger RNA, 4057 nt
Organism: Electrophorus electricus (electric eel)
Lineage: Eukaryota; Metazoa; Chordata; Actinopteri; Gymnotiformes; Gymnotidae
Gene: foxk2b
Product: forkhead box K2b
Biological process (GO): regulation of transcription by RNA polymerase II
Molecular function (GO): protein binding; DNA-binding transcription factor activity, RNA polymerase II-specific; RNA polymerase II cis-regulatory region sequence-specific DNA binding
Source: RefSeq, a predicted model, not a curated record
GCCGAAGAGCCCACACAGUCGAAGCACGCGCAUUCCCCCCCUCCUUUUUUUAAAUGUUUUAAUUUUUUUAUUUUUUAAACACCCGCUUCUCACGAUCCAAAACAGGUUUGGUCGAAUAAAGAAUAACGUUAGAAUUAACGUUAGAAUUCACGACGUCCACGAGCGAAUGCGAGAACUGAGCGCGCGGGGGAAGGAGCUCCAGCUGCUGCACAGAGCUGAGAGGGAAACGCGGAGUGAACUUUCUGCAAGAGCAGAAACACAACAGAGGCUGCACACGGCGCAAACAUGACAUUUAUCUUACAUCUGGGGGGGAUUGACAGUACUGAACAUUUAGUCAGAAAAGUGAGAACACAACUAACAGUUUAUUCAGGCAACUAGAAAACCUUAAUGUCAGAGCAACAGGACCCGAAACGCGUGUUAACGUUUAUGUGCCGUCUGCGCAUUUAGUGCAAGUUACGAUCAGUUCCUCGCGUGAGGUGAAAUCCGGUUCCCCAUUUUCAUGAAUGCGCGCGCGUGUUGACGUACAGGGCAACCGACCUUCACGCCGCCCGUCGCCCCAGUUCGCUCGCGCUACUGGUGCUCGUGGCAUUACCGCAUCACCACUUUCGCUUCUGAGUGGACAGACGAGACGUCAGUCCCACCAGGCCCCGCCCCUGGCGACGCGUGAUUGGCUGGUUCUCCUUCCCUUUCUCCGUGUCGCGGCGGUGGGUCUAGCCGCUGUCCGUGAUCUGGCACGUUCGCCCCGUCCAGAUUUCUCCGUUUCGUUUUGGAUGUCUUUCUUACUUUUUUUUUUUUUUUACCUCCAGAGACACCGGUUAACGUUCCCACGCGGACACCCUUUGUCUUUCUUCGCGAGGCAUCUGAGAGUCGCCCGCGCUCUCCCUUAACAUGGCGGUGGUGAGCGCGCUGUCCGGGCCGGCGGUCGCGCGGCUCGAGGGCCGCGAGUUCGAGUACCUAAUGAAGAAGCGCGCGGUGACCGUCGGCCGGAACUCGUCGCAGGGCUCCGUGGACGUGAGCAUGGGCCACUCGAGCUUCAUCUCGCGGAGACACCUCGAGAUCUUCACGGCGGGGGAGGACGCGGCGCGCGGGGGGGACUUCUACCUGCGGUGCGUGGGGAAGAACGGGGUGUUCGUGGACGGGGUGUUUCUGCGGCGAGGCGCCCCCCCGCUGCAGCUACCGCGAGAGUGCACGUUUCGGUUUCCCAGCACCAGUAUCAAGAUCACCUUCACCGCGCUCGCCCACGUCAAGACGGACAAGCAGGAGGCGGAGUCUCCGGUGAAGGCGGUGCAGCCCCAGAUCUCCCCGCUGUCAAUCAACAUCCCUGACAACAUCGCUCACCUCAUGAGUCCCCUACCCUCCCCCACAGGAACCAUCAGCGCGGCUAACUCAUGUCCGUCCAGCCCCGGGGGCGCUGGGUCCUCGGGGUACAGGGUGGGCCGCGUCAUCCCGACAGACCUGCAGCUCAUCAACGAUAACUCUCAGUCAGAGAACGACAAGGAGCCCUCCGGAGGAGACAGCCCCAAGGAUGACUCCAAGCCUCCCUACUCGUACGCCCAGCUCAUCGUGCAGGCCAUCACGCUGGCCCUGGACAAGCAGCUCACACUCAAUGGCAUCUACACCCACAUCACUAAGAACUACCCCUACUACAGGAGCGCCGACAAGGGGUGGCAGAACUCUAUCCGACACAAUCUGUCUCUAAACCGCUACUUUCUCAAAGUGCCGCGCUCCCAGGAGGAGCCAGGGAAGGGCUCCUUCUGGAGAAUAGACCCGUCCUCUGAGGGCAAGCUCAUCGAGCAGGCCUUCCGGAAGCGCAGGCCCCGCGGUGUGCCCUGCUUCAGGACCCCGCUAGGUCCCCUCUCGUCCAGAAGUGCCCCAGCAUCCCCGAAUCACUCAGGGGUGCUCUCCGCCCACUCCAGCGGGGGACAGACCCCUGACAGCCUAUCACGCGAGGGCUCGCCCGUUCCCAUGGAGUCGGAGCCUGUCCCUGCCCCGCCACCUGCACCCGCUGCUGCUCCUGUGCAGCCGAAGCUAGCUGUCAUUCAGGAGGCUCGCCUAGCACAGAACACGCCAGGCUGUUCUCUCAGCAGUCAGCCUGUGCUCAUAGCCGUACAGAGACCUCUCGCUCAGUCUGUGAAGCCCAUGGCAUACGUGGCUGGCCCCGCCUCUUCCGCCGCCUCCUGCCCCCAGACGCUCAUGCAGGCAGUCCACGUAUUGCACCAGAUUCCCGUCACCGCCGGCAACGCCUCCGCCGAGCCACAGGAGAAUGGCGCACACGAAGAGCUCAAAGUGAAAGUGGAGGCCAUCCCUACCGUCACCCACACCUCCAUUGGCUCCGCCAGUCGAAUAGUCCAGACCAGUACGGCAGCCGCGCCCCUCCAGACUGUUACCAUAGUGCAGCAAGCCCCAUUGGGCCAGCAUCAACUGCCAAUCAAAACCAUCACACAGAAUGGCACCCAUGUGGUUCCUAUUGCCACGGCGAUACAAGCCCAUUCAGUCUCCAGUCCUCUCCAUCUAUUGGCUGCCCAUGCAUCGGUCUCUGCCUCUCUCCCCACCAAGCGACAGAAUGGCGAGAGAACCAGUGACCCCCCCCAGAGCAAACGGCCCAAAGCAGACGAGGGGCUGCACCAGCCCGCCAACGGAACCCCCGCCCCUAGCACAGACACGCCCCCUGCCAACCCAAACUAGGCAUUAGCAUAAACCACGCCCCCUCCACCCGUGUCUCUCUUAUGGUUGAUCCUUCUCCAGCCUUCCUGCCAUGCUUUUCUGUCUCACACUCGCAUACAUACAUUCCUUCUCUCCCUCUCUCUCCCUCCACCCUGCUCACUGUGCCAAAUCCAGGAUAUUUUGUUUUGCAUUGAACGGAACUGCUUCUCACUCUUAAGUGAAGUCCCAAAUCAGAAUAAGUUCCACCCAGGAACAAGGCACCUGGGGGAGGGGGCGUGUCCAUAGUCACUGCCAUCUGCCCGCGGUGGGCACCUUGAACACACACACACACACACACACACACGUAAGGCCCUCUGUUCCUGCGCAGUAACCCACUCUAUCCUGCAGUUUGGAAGGUCUCGAAUAGAAGAACAGACUUUUAUGUUGCUGUCACAAACUACAAAAAAGUGUGCAUGUGCACGCAAGAUCUGACCUCUCCUGACCUCUGCUAGUCUUUGUCCACACCUACUCAGUGCUGAUGUCCUCAGAUGCCCACAGAGCCAGUGUGGUAUCGUCUGGUUCUGAUCCAGAGUUGGACCUGGACCAGCCUGUACCAGGUCAGCAAAUGACAGAAGACCCUUCUGGAGUAGAAUCUCACCGAUGCGAGUAUGGAGGUGCGUGUGUGUGCGUGUGUGUGUAGGGGGGAUGUUCAUGGCUCAGUCGCCUACUAAAGAGAUGAAUACAUUCAACCAUAUCCUGAACUUAGGCAGCUACCACUCAACAGCCGAACACCCCCACACACACACGUUCCCAGCGGUCUGCAGUAUUUUGUCAUCCAUGUGUGGAGUACCCUUCCUCCCUGUUUGGUACUCUGUGAUCUUUCAUUAAUAGCAGCAGGAUAACGGAAUGAAUGUUGAUUCCAUGUUGUCCUACCCCCCAGACCGGGGGAUGUUUUUAUAGUGACUCCACAUGAUCAGAACUCUGUGCGUUUAUAUGUGGACGGUUUGGUUUUUCUCUAAAACACGUGUAGUUUUAGAAUAUAUAUCAGAUUAGUUUGGGGGGGGGGGGGGUUGUUUUGUUUGUUUGCUUGUUUUCAACCUGGUUCUUUUCUCUCAAUCCUGAGUGGAGCCCUUUGACUGUGAGAACCCAGAUGAACCUGACGCUGGGGGACCCCACCACCUGAGAGCCCGCCCUGACCCCUGCUGCUCCACUAUUGCUACAUUUCAUUCGUCUUUUAUUCUGGAUCUGGGGGUUUUUUUUUGUUUGUUUGUUUGUUUGUUUUUGUUUUUUUAUUUAAUUUUUUGGCCGUCUUUAGGCUGUGCUGUAGGCAGGAUGUCCCUCCCCAAUCAGUUGAGCCGUCUAGUCUGUUUCCAGAUUGUAUACGUUACAAACUAAAGAAAGACGGGGGGGGGGG